Messenger RNA from Drosophila virilis, 1071 nucleotides. RefSeq names its product trypsin beta. Lineage: Eukaryota; Metazoa; Arthropoda; Insecta; Diptera; Drosophilidae. The record is from RefSeq and is a predicted model, not a curated record. Gene Ontology annotation, biological process: proteolysis. Gene Ontology annotation, molecular function: serine-type endopeptidase activity.
AAUGCUGUGUGUUAACAGGUGGGCACAGCUGGGCGCAGGUGUUCUACGUGCUGCUGUAAGUUGUUGGGGAAGGUAAGUAACGCGGUCUGGCGGCCUUCCCCACAAAAGCGACCUAUAUAAAUAGCUUCAGUUGCGUCGCGUGCGACAGUUGAUUCAUAGCCUUCAUUACAAGCACACACACGACAAGCUGAAGAUGCAAAUGGAUUUACUGCUGCUCCUCCUCCUGCUGCUGCUGGGCAACUGUGCGGCUGUCAUCCUGGAUAGAGUGGAUGGCGGGCGUGUGCCGCGGGUGGUGGGCGGCCAGCGCAUUGAGGUGAACACGCAGCCGCAUAUGGUGAACAUCCGACGACGCGGUGACUUUCAGUGCGGCGGCUCCUUGGUGAGUCCACGUUGUGUGCUCACCGCCGCCCACUGUCUGCAGGCACAGGAACACCAGCCGGCGGAUUAUGUGGUGCGCGGUGGUGUGACCUACUUGAGGGAUAUGCGGAAUGCGCGCUAUGUGAAUCGGAUACUGCUGCCGAGUGGCUAUAAUCGGAGCACGUUGGAUCAGGAUGUGGCACUGCUGCAGCUGCAGAAUCCGCUGCAGGGAGCACACAUUGAGCCUAUACGUCUGGCGAGGCAAGCGCCACGAGCCGGCAGCUAUGUGCGAAUCUCCGGCUGGGGUCUGACCGACGAGCGUUCCCGCCAGCUGCCCAAUCAGCUGCACAGCGUCCAGGUGAAGGUGCUGUCGCGCCCCAAAUGCCAGCAGCUAUAUCAGGGCUACAGAAAUCUGACGGCGAGCAUGUACUGCGCCUCGGUGGCUGGCCACAAGGAUGCCUGCGACGCAGACUCCGGCGGGCCGGCGGUCAAUGCCGAGGGUCAGCUGGUGGGCAUUGUCUCCUGGGGCCGGGCGGAUCGCUGCGCACGCGAGGACAGCCCGGGCGUGUACACGAGCGUGCCGCAUCUAUACGACUGGAUAGCACACAAUAUGCGCAGAUAUUGCCACUGAGCACCGUCUCCUCCUGUCUCCGUCUCCGUCUGCACUUAGGAUUAGUUAGGCCGUUGAGUAUUAAAGUGAAAACUAGCCCUGAU